GCCGAGCCAUGCCGGCGGCGCUGUAGCCGAGCGGAGAUGGACGGUGUCAGCAGCAACAGGAACAUGUCUUACAGUAGAUGGAGUUACAACAGUGUUCUGGAUGAUGAGGGGAGCAGCCUGCGUCAGCAGAAGCUUGACAGACAGAGAGCACUGCUGGAACAGAAGCAGAAGAAGAAGCGCCAGGAGCCACUGAUGGUUCAGUCCAACGUGGACAGCCGGGCAAGGACGCGCAGGACGAAACAUUCGGAGGAGCAGGCCCCGCUGGUUGAGUCCUAUCUCAACAGCAACAGCAGCACCAUAUAUCAUGCAGUGCAGGAGGCUGAACAGGAAGAUGUAAAGGUGGUAGUGGACGCCCAAGCUCCGAAACCAACUAAAAAAACCAAGGCAGCAGCUGCGAGCUGUCAGAGUAGCAGCACCAGAAAGGAGAAAAAAGGGAAGCACAAAGGGAUUGAUGGCCCAGCUGCUUUUCAAGAUGAUGUUCAGAAGAUAGGAAGUCAAGUGCAGAUUCUCACUGUUGGACAGUCUAGCCAUGAUGAAGAUGAUGGUGACAAAGUGGCUACUGGCCAACAACAGCAAAGCAAGCAAGAUCUUAGAACAGCAAUGCAGAAGAAAGAUCCCCAUGCAAAUACAUCCUGGUCCUCUUCCACCUCCCAAUCCAGUCUUGUCGCCCUGGAUCAUGUUCCUGGCAUUUCAAGUAGCAUGAAUUUUGAUGAGGAAGAAGAUGAGGAGGAUGAAGACAGCUCCAGUUCUUCACAGUUAAACAGUAACACCCGGCCUGGUUCUGCCACGAGCAAGAAAUCCAAUAAGGAAGCGGCCUCAGCUCCCAGUCCUUCCACAAAUGAGCCUCUCAUAGAUGUGGAUGACCUGGAGGAGUUUGCUGUCAGACCUGCCCCACAGGGGGUCACUGUCAAGUGCAGGAUCACAAGAGACAAGAAGGGAAUGGACCGAGGGAUGUACCCUACUUAUUACCUCCACUUGGAAAGGGAGCAUGGUAAAAAGGUGUUUCUGUUGGCUGGAAGGAAACGAAAGAAGAGUAAAACCUCUAAUUACCUCAUCUCUAUAGACCCAACUGACCUGUCUCGGGGUGGAGAGAGUUUUAUUGGAAAACUGAGAUCAAAUCUUAUGGGAACUAAGUUUACAGUUUAUGACAAUGGAGUAAAUCCAAUGAAAACAACAUCCAGCCUGGAGGCGAGCACCCUGCGUCAGGAGCUAGCUGCUAUUUGUUAUGAAACAAAUGUCCUGGGGUUUAAAGGACCUCGUAAAAUGAGCGUGAUCAUACCAGGAAUGAAUAUGGAUCAUGAAAGAGUUUCCAUCAGACCACGAAAUGAACAUGAGACGCUUCUUGCAAGGUGGCAGAACAAAAACACAGAGAGUGUCAUUGAGCUGCACAACAAAACCCCAGUCUGGAAUGAUGACACCCAGUCCUACGUUCUGAAUUUCCACGGUCGAGUCACGCAGGCCUCGGUGAAGAACUUCCAAAUUAUCCAUGAUAAUGAUCCUGACUACAUCGUGAUGCAGUUUGGCCGCGUGGCUGAGGACGUGUUCACCAUGGACUACAACUACCCAAUGUGUGCACUACAAGCCUUUUCCAUUGCCCUUUCCAGUUUUGACAGCAAGCUGGCUUGUGAGUAAAGGGGCGUGGGUGAGCAUCCUCUCGAAGGAAGCAGUUUGCCAUAUGAUUCCCAAUUCCUGCUGGUGUCGCUUAUGGUCCAUACUAAAAAGGUCAGGGAAAAAUACAGUUGUGGAGGACCACUCUGUUGCUGAAGAGAAAGUAAAAGGAAUCUUCUAAAAUUUCAGGACAUUCAGGAAAUUAUAUUUUCCUUUUUUUUUCUGUCAUGUUUUUCUGGAAGUGACAUCAAGUUUUUGUAAAUAGGAGUUGUCUCUCACGUCCCUGGUUGUGUUAUGGAUGUGUGCCAUGAUGUACUGUACCGUGGCUCCAGUAGCACCAUGACAGUGGUGUCUUUUUUAAAAAUCCAGAAAGGGAGUGAGUGCUCCAAAAGUUUCUUUUUACAUUUAAGAAUCAUUCCGAGGCUGCAGUCGUACCUCAAGGUUGCAUUCCUGCAUCAACUAAUCAGAGCUUCACAUCAUCCAGCAUAAGAGAAAGAUAAGGAAAAAAGAUGCACUUUUUUUUUCUUUCUCUUUUUUUUUUUUGAUUGUGCAAGGAUCUCAUGUAGUAUAAAGCCGAGUCUGAAGGUUGAAAACCUCUAAUGGACUGAACUUGAUGCAUUGCUAUUGUACAUGUAGUAGGGCAUGAUGAAUUUUAAUUGCAGUUGGAGGAAAUGGAGAAGUGGAAAGCACAAAAUAAUGUUGCACAAGUCACUUGAAUUCUAAGCUGUCAUUAUGUUUUAACAUCUACAUGCUUUUUAAUUUGUUUCAAAUGGAAGUGUAUUUGCUGUACAGAAAGGGAAAAGGAAAACAUCUUGAUGCCAAGAAAGCAUAACUUAUGUUGCAUUUGGCAUUUCAUGGGCUGGGAAUUUAUAUCCUUGUAUUGCUGUGGUAAUUCAAACACAUAUUUUGUAUGAAGUGAUAUAAACAAUUGGAUAAAGGCACUCUGCAGAGAGUCUUACUAUUUUGAACAGGCUGUGUAAAGCUGAGGAAGGUAAAUGGAAAUAUUUUAUUAAAUUUGUCUGGCCUUUUGAGCUUUUACAAUUUGUUGAUCGCAUUUUUUGAACUUUGAGCAACAACCACUUUUCAUAUUUAUUUCCCCUUGUAAGAAUGCUUGAAAUCGAUUGAAACUGUGUAUGUUGUUCUCUGAUGUAAACGUGCCAGCUACUGAGCUAAAUCCUUCUAGGCAAAUCUAGUGUAUGCUGCAUACAAAUGAGACACUGGCAGGACACAAAAUAGCUUAAAAUAGUGCAGAUUUUGCAUCUCCAUUUUUCUGAUCUAUCUGGAAUAUAUAAACAAAUACCAUUUCAAAACAAAACACAAGCAAAGAACAAGCCAUGGUUAUCUUCUCUCCUGAACAUUUCAAAAGCCAGGAGCUGCAACUCUUGAAAGCACAUUGUAAAAAUAAUGGUCACACAUCUUUAAAAAUAAUGGUCUUGCUGCCAUUUUCUGUGCAAUGUUGUCCAGAAUGGCACACAGAGUAAUAGAAUUUAUAUGUUCACCAGAAGGGUGUGGAAAUGUGAGUGAAGUAGUAGCUUUGUUUUAUACCGCAUGUAUUCAGGCCCUCCUUUUUAUUCCUUAUAAACCCUUGCACUGCAUAACCAGAGAUUAUGUAAUGUAAAAAUGAGAUCAAAUCUGAUUGUCUCAUAGUUGACAGGCCCUUUUUGACUGUAGGGGACAGGCCAUAAAGCUCUUCUUAAGGUCGUGUCAUUUGGACUGUAUCAUUUCAACUAACAAAAGAAAUAUGCUCUCUUCACCUUUGCCUUCAGCUCUCCUUCCCAGUAUACAAACAAAGGAAUUUCAGAUAAGAGAUGAAAACAAAUAAUUACCAGCAUUUUUUCUAAUCUUUUAAACAAUCUAUGGGAAGAAAGUCUUCUGGUUUUAAACAGUGUUUUGUUGAUAGACUCAGCAUGUCAAAUAUUCUCUUUAAUUAACAGGAAGCUCUGUCUUUUUUUCCCCUCUCAUCUUUUUGCAAGGAGCCUUUCCAUGCAAUGGUAUAAAAUGGAAAGACACCUUUUGUUUGAGAGAAAGGAGCAUCAGUUCCCUCCAUGAAUGAUCCAAGUGCUGAGUCAUGAGCCACAGGGUGAUACUGUGGCUUUGCAUAUGGGUGCUUUGUUUUUCUUUCUAGCUGGUGGUUUCCCACAGUUUCACAUCCCCAUCUGUCAUCUCACUUUGGAUUUAACAGAGAAGGCCUUAGGCCUUUGCUUACCCCAUCUCAGCCUUUAAAAACCAGCUCCAGUGACCGCCAGAAUUUUAUGUUUGGACUACUGCAAAACCAGUCAGGGAUUCCCAGUGCUGUUAUUUAAGUGUGAUGUGGAUUUGAAGAACUCUGCAGCGUGGGAAUGGCUGAAUCUGCAUGGCUGGAAUUCUGUGCCUUGCCAGUCACACUUCAGAGCCUGAGAAAGUGGCACCUGACACAGUUUUCUGCCUCUGUCCCUGCACAAGACUGUGUCAAAGGAGCUGAGUAUCUCGUGGUGCAAAAACACAAUCUGCUGGCUUUAGUGGUGGAGCUGCUUUGGGAAGGGUUAUUUUUAACCCAGAUCAUAACAAUGGUCUGACUCACAUCAUGACCCCCCAGGGAAUCGGCACGAAAGGAAACUCAUGUGCAGUGAACUCCUGCACAAGGGUGAGAAUGAGGGGCUGGGGAAAGGCUGCAAGUUCAGCUUCUUGGGACAAUUCUGCUGCCAGCACAUUGUGUAACUUCACUCUCACUGCAUGUUCUUCCCAGCCAGGUAUUUUUUUUUUAAACCUAUAACCAUGCCAGGAGGAAAGUGGUGACUCAAAUUCCCAUCAUCUUAACAGAGUCUGACAGGGCCAUCAGCCAACGAGCUGCUGAGGGAAAAACUCCCCACAAUAACUGGAGGUCACUAGAGGGGGAUGUUAAUCUGGGACUAGGAAUGAGGAACUCUCAUUAAAUCUGGUUCAGUUAGAAUAGGAUUUGCUCCUAAUGCCCUUUGCCCAAACCCUAAUUCCUCACUAUUGUUGAGCAUGGUGCUGGGCUUGAUUCACUUGGCCUUCACCAUCUGCUCUGGAAGCAGUUUCAACCAUUAAUUUUGAAUCUAUAUAAUUUCUGAUGGAUAAUUUUUGCUGGAUAUCUUCUGGUAAAGGUCACAUGCAAGGUGAUAUCACAAGCUUUCCAGCAUGUCUCUAAAUUUUGUCCUCCUAACUUGGAAAGGUCAAACCAAGUUCUGUCAUACCUGAAAUUACAUUUUCCUCAUGAAGUUACAUUUUCUUCCCCGUCAGUAAUAAAAUCAUGCCACUAGUGAGUGUUUUCAGAGACAGAUGCACACUGAAGUAACCAAGGAGUAAUUAGUGGUACACUCCUGUUAGUAACUUCUGCUGGGCCUGCAUUCAGUGUGCAGCAGGGCAUAACCUUGUUUAUUCAGUGUGACAAAGAAUAGAAUGGCCCCGAGCUGUGUAUUUCCUUCACACAGUCUUAGUGAAUGUUUGGAUAUGGUAGAUUUAAUGUUAUUUAAAAUCCCAAUAUUGAUGAUUUUUUGCAUCUGCUGUUGAUUUUGGCAGAGUUGUAAACAAAUUCCUUGCCUGAAUUGCUUAUGGGCAAAUGCUGCAUGCUUUAAUGAGAGUUCUUAAUCUAACUUGUCACUCUGUUUACAUCAAACAGUUUCUUCCUGGCCCUUUAUCUAAUUUUCUUCAUCUCUGAUGUUCUGUUCCUUCUCAUUCUCUUUACAAUUCCUUUAUCUGCUCUUCAAGGAUGUGCAGCUCAAAAGUGUUUGACAAUAUUGCUCAGUGAUCUCUCCAGAGAUGAAUAAUGCCUUUGGUGCACAUUCAGUGAUGCUCCUACAAUAGAAGCCUUAUCAGAGGGGUGAAUUUGGCCCUUUGGCUUUUCAGUAGAGUAAAUUAACACAUUAAAAGGUAGCAGAUAAAAAAGCUUGCCUAAAAUAUAAUCAGAAUUUUUCUCAGUAAAUAUUCAGUUUCCAAAGCAUUGGUUGCAAAUCAAUGAGCAAGCCUGGAGGCAGGCUGUUAGAUUUCCUUUGUAGUGCUGCCUUAUUUUCCCUUUUUUUUUCCAAAAGGUUGGAAGUGAUUUUGUGAGCUGAAUUGUGUUGGUGGCCUAAAAUAGUUUAUUUUUUAGAAGCUAGGCAUCACUCUGUUCCUUUUGUAGGAUAAUAUAUGGCACAUAAAUCAGUAAUGUCAUAGGCUCUUGUUAUAAAUUCUGCAGUUAAGAAAUCAGUGAGAAUGGUUUUGUCAUAAUUAUUGGGCAAAUCUGUUGUUAUUCAAGUUGCCUUACAAUAGUGCUGGAGUUCCCAGCUGGCUGUCCUCAUGAGGUCCUAGAACUGAAGGAGCUGGAGUGAAAAGGGCUCUGUAAUAAAAUCUGGUGGCUGCACAAUUGAAAAAUAUCAUUGUGGAGUCAAAUGACACCACAGAGUUUUAUCAGUCAUGGGGAACCAAUGCCAUCAAUUCAAACUUUCUGAGCCUUUGCUCCCUUGUAGUGAACAAAAGAGGGGCUUUAAACAAGCAGUGACACCAGUGAGCUCUCUGAAAGUAUUGGGCAUUAGACCAACUUUUCUGCUAUUAAAAUCUUACCCCUGCCUGGGUGAUGCCCUUUAAAAAAUCAGAAAAUCAAUGCAGUCCUUACUAUGGAAAAUCAUUCUCAGUUCUUGUGUCGUAGCUUUUUACAAAUUUUAUUAUUAAUUAAUUUGUGAUUUCACAUAAGGAUAAAACAAGGAUGGGGAAAAAAGUUUUUGCCCUGAAGGGAUGAUGAGUCUAGACCAAUAUCAGAUUACUUUGUUUAUUUUAGUAGGACAAGACAGGGAGUUGCCUGGUGUUCUGGGCAGAGAAGGUUUCUCCUAAUGCAUUGCAGGUGUCAGGGAGAUUUUGGAUUUGAUCCUGUGACAGUCUAACUAUUUGCCCCAUACUAUCCCAUUGCUUUCCUAAAACAUCAUUUGUGAGAUUUUUUUUCCUGCUUUUACAGAAGCCUGUGCUCGCCAAUCAGAUAUCUUUGCUUGGCAAUUAAGGACAGCACAGCAGUCACCUUUAUUAGAAUUAUGAGCUGAUGACUCAGAUUUCUCAAAAGGCCUCAUUUUGAUUACUAGAAUAAAGUAGUUUUAUACAUACAAAUCUUGCAGUAGAGUUAAUCUAACUGUAGGUGCAGGCUUCUCUUGUAUGUGCUACUUAAUGGAAUCAGGUUCCUGUUGUUCUUCAUGUACAAAAAGUCCCUUCCAGGGUUCUGCUCUGUGUUUGAAAUUAAUUAUGUAGUUAUUCUUCAGUUCUUUUUGUUGCUUGCCAAGGAACUAAGAAAAGAAUUUGCACAACUAUCUCAAUGCUUUGGUGUUUUGCUAUGAACUAUAGCUCAGUAGCUGAUACUCACAAAUGCCUGUAUAUUGGAUGAAAAUGCAUUAAAACUUAUUUUGUAUGUUGUAUUUUAUUUAACUGCCUAUACAUUUUUGAUUCCCCUUUUUCAGUUAGGGUAUGCUUAUCUGUACCUUUACUAAGAUUUGAAUUGAGUGGCUUUCCUGAACUCUUCAAUGGAACCAGUACUCUGGUUUGCUGAAAGGCUCUAGGAAGAGGACACUGUUCAGAAAAAUUAUGUGUACAUUUUUGAGAAGAAACCUUCCCCAUUCACAUCAUAAUUGGAUUAUACAAUAACACUGGAAGCUUAUCAUGGUUUUAUUUAAGUCUGCAGUGGCAAUUUGAAAAUUACUUCGACAGAAGCUUGUUAAGCACAUGGACUGUAACAAAGUCCUGCUUGAGAGUCAGAACCUCACGAGUACCUGGAAUACUCAUGAUCUAUUCUGUGCUUGGGUACAGGCAAAAAAAUGUCCUGAAGAGUCAAAAUCUGUGGUAAAGUCAACACAGUCUUCUAGGUUGACUCAACACAGGCUUGGGGAUCGGGUCACCUGGGCUUUAACCCCAGCAGAGUGUCUGACUUUGUGCAAAUCCUUGAACCUCUUUGUGCCUCAAUUCCAAUUAGUUGAAUGGAACUCCUGGGUUUUGGCCUGGCUGUGUCCAUCUCUGUUCUGCUGAGAGGAUUUCCAGGAGUGCUUUGAGGCUGGUGGGUGACAGGUGGUGUUGCCAUGCUCAGAACUCAAUUUAAUGCUCCCUGAACCAACCAAAAUAUGAAGUUUUCUGCUGCCUGUGUAGAAACCACAUAACUAACCAAUCUCUUAGGAUCAAAUCUUGAUGCUGUUGAAUUCUUGUCAAUGAUUUAAGUGAGACUUCAAGUUUUUUUUUACCUUGUGUUAUUUUUGGUCCCUAAAAGUGCAGAAAAAACCAGUAAGGACAAACCAUCUGAUACACUAUUCCUUCUGACAGUGUGUGUUGUUGGUUGUGUUUUACUUCCCAGCAUCUGUUGUUUUAAAACUAUUAUUCCUGAACACAUUACAGAGUUUCACUUAAUGCAAUCACCUAUUUAUGCUCUUUUAUGUAGCAAACUGAGACACUUGGCAGUUGUGCUGCAAAUUGCCUUUUUGUAUUUUUGUUUGCUUUUUCCCUUUCCCUUGGAUGUGACUCAGUUGUUCAGAACUAUUGUUACUGCCCACUUUGACUCUGUCAUGCACAUUUGAUUUCAAAACAAUGAGCCUCAUGAUUUCUGACUACCUUUAUACCCAGCUGGGAUGUUUACAGUGUUUCUCACAUUUCACCCUGCAUCCGUGGCUUCUUACUGAGGCUGUCCCAGUCGGCACAAUGCCAUUAGAAGUGUCAGUAAUUUAUGAAGUGUAAGAGUAAUUCUCAAAGUAACAGAAUGUAAUUUAUAAACAUUUUUAUAAAUUUUAGCAUUAAAAUCUAGCUAGGUUUAAUGCUUACAGUUUGGAUGAAAUUGCAAGGAGAUUAUUUGUUCAAAAUUUUCUUUCCUUAAGCUUGGUUUGCAGCUUGAGCUUGCAUUUAGAAGAUAUAGGAAGCUUUAGGAAGCUUCUGAUCCUGCAGCUCCAUGCAGAUUGCCAGACUGUGACUGCAGCAAGCUGUCAGUGUGAUGAGGACACACUAAAUGAUGAGAAUUCCAAAGUCCUGGCAAGAGUGCACUUCUUAAUUCUCUUAGGUACUCUUGGACAUCACAUGGGAAAUUGUGUACCUUUCCUAUAUUGACUUACUUACCAAAUAACGGCAGGAAUAUUUUCACUCCCUUUGAAUUUCCUUUUUUUUUUUUUUUUUUUUAAGGCUUACUAUCUAGGUAAGUGUAAUCUUAACAUUUAGUCUUGAUGUGCUGGAAAAUUGCAUCAUGUGAUCACUUAUUUUGCCAGUGCAGAAAAUCUCACCGGCACACAAAACCGGAGUGUGUUGGGUGGGCUUUGGCCACUGCCCAUGGAAUCAGAAAGGUUGGAAAAGAUCUCAAAGAUCAUCAAGUCCAGCCUUUGAUGUUCAGUGUUCAAACAAGUUUAUGAGCCCUGGCAGCUCAUAGCAGGAGGUCUUCAUUCCAGUCUGGGUCAGCAGAAGAUAACCCAGUUAUUACCAUCCUGUUCUCUUCCCUAGGGAGAAUCUCCUGGCUUUCUAGAAGUAGAACUUUGUUGAUCCUGAUGUGUCUUUAAAUAUUACAGCAUUUUUUAGCUAUUUUAAAAAUAUUUUCAAAGAUGUGGUUUAAGCUCAAAUAAAAUAGUCUUUCAAGUAGUUAGAGGUGUACCAAGUGGGCUUGGUUGAGAGGCAGCUGCUUUUUCCAGCAAUUUCCUCAGCUGUUGUACGAACAGAGCUUGAUAGUCCUGCUGGAAAAAGCAUAACAUAGCUAUUAUAUUAUGUCUAUCUGUCUAUCUCAGCAUAUUAUAUAAUAAUAUGCUUUCCUUGGGUUUUGCCCAAUGAUGCUGCUGGUUUGUGCACCAUGACAUUUCUUUCUGAAGGGCAGAAUUUCCAGUACUAAAUACAAAUAGAGCUGUGUUUUCUAGUAAAGGCUCUGCCUCAUUUCCUGCUGCCUUACAUGUGGUUUGGUAUUUGUUACUAAAAAUAUAAACUUUUCAUCCAAGAAAAAAACAGGAUUUCUAAACAAAAUCACUGACACUUAGUGCCGUAUGUCUGGAUUGGCAGGAGGCUUUUUUUGCCAACCAGGAAUGUUGUUAUUCCUUACUGUUCCAGCUGUUGCCAUGGGUGAGCACUAGGAGACAGAGGGUCUCCAUUUACAACUUCAUCCUCUAGACUAAACUGUUUCACUAUAGAAUACUGGAAAACCAAACCAUGUAACUACAGAGUUUUCAUCAGGCAAUUAAGUUGCACUGAAAUCGAGUUUUAUGCUGAUUAAUUUAUGAGAAUGACCUCAAACUAACAUGGGAACACUGAGCAAAUGUCAGGAACUGAAAAGUUGCUCAGCAAAAUAUUUAAAUCAAGUCCACUGAGUUUUCAUAAGUAAAAAAAAAAAAAAAAGCAAAACCAAUGAGGCUCUAUUUCAUUCCUAAUUGUAUUUAGUUGAGGAUUCAGUGUUUUAUAAUGUAGGCUGAAAAGAAAUUCUGUGUACUGUUUAUUCUAACUUCUGCUUUAAAGUAGGGUUGCAACAGUGAUGUGUACUCUUACAAGAUUUCUAACAGUGUCACCUCAAAAAGCUGAUUGUGGAAUAUAGCUCUAACUGAGUAAUUCUCAAGAGUUACUAAGUCCAGUGAUAGUAUGACAAGGUUUUUGUUGGUUUUCUUUUCUUUCCAAAAGAACCCCUAACCUGUUUUCAAAAACACCAUUUAUUCUGCCUUUUGGACUACAUUACACAAGUCCAUGAGGUUGAAUUCCUGUUUGGUAACACUUCAAACACUUUCUUGCAGGUGGUAGAUGCUUUUCAGCUUCUUGGUAAUCUGUGUUACUGGAAUUCCUUCUUUUGUUUUAAGUUCUCUGAUUUUUUUCCCCACCCCAUCUAUAACCUUCUCUUCUUUCAAACAUGUGCAGGUUUUUCCAUAUAGGAACACUCUAGAGCACUAAGUCAGUGAAAGCUCUAUAAAGUCAAUAUCUGUGAAUUAAAGUGUGUUAAAUCCCUGUGUAUAUGUUCUCAUUUUGAAGUAGGGUGGCCUUCAAUUCUGGUUGCAUAAUCUUCCACCUGGGUAUUCAUCAAGUUGGGCAGUUCAAGGUCGUUGGAGAGUUUUAAAGUGCUGAACAGGUUUCAGACCAAGCCCUGGUGAACAUGUAAAGGGAUUCACCCCUCUGCACUCUCAGGGUGGCACUUAGGACUUACUGUACCACAUCUUUUGGCUUCUUGAACUGUACCUCAAAGCUCAGCACCUGCACAGUAGAGGCCACAUUUCCCAAGUCCUGUUUUCCUACUGAAGUAGUUUUUAGCACUGUCUGAUUUAUUGCCACCUGAAUGAUGAAUUUAAGCUUCCUGACAACAGUGUGCUUUCUGCUUGGGAUUUUGUGGCUGCCAGGAUGCUUUACUAGUGUAGCAGAGCUUGACUCUGGGAGUGUGAUGUAAAUGAUGCCUGUAGAACUAGGUUUAUUUUCAGUGCCCAUCAGAUGAUAUGCUUGUUUCUCAGAAAAUAAUCUUCCUUUCUCUUUUUCUUCUUCAUUUCUGUCUGCCUGGAUCUGGAGGAUGAGAGCCCCUCUUAGCAUUCAUGCAAGCCCUGUCAGAAAAGCACACAGAGAGGGUCUCUCACGGAGCCAUGCAGCUCUCACAUGCUCGCUGUCACCCUGCCCUGUCACAGUGCAUGUCUGUCCCCGUGUGCUGUCCCCUACCUUGUGUGUCUGUCACCAGCCAGAGGACACGGCUGCAGAGACGUGCAUGGAAGCUUAGCAGAGAAAAUGCCGAACCGAAGCCAUUAACUCACAGCUCUCCCAAUCCUGAAGAAAGAGCUCCUCCUGAAGGCAAAAACCGGGACCUGAGGCUCUUUCAGUCACUUGAACUUUCCUUGUGUUCACAUUGCAUUUCAGAAGAGAACACCUUUCUGUUAUACUUGCACUAUUUUGAGUCCUAAGCCCAGAAAAAGGCAGCACAGAAUCCAAGGAGUGCAGUUGCAGAGAAGCAAAGCAAAGUGCAAACAAGCUCCAUGUGCAGAUGUGCAGGGAGUCCAGCCUGCAGGCUGGGCAGGGGGAUGUGCUGGCGAUGGCAGGAGGGCGAUUUCCUGCCAGAAAAUGGAUGGGCACCCUGCUUGGCACUGCUUGGAGGGAGUCAUGGGUUUCAGUGUUCAGUGAUAGACUGAUGGUCACUGCUUAUGUUGUGUUAUAUUGGUAAGAGCUCUGUCCAUACUGUUUGUUUCUCAUCUAAACGGCUUGAUUUCUGUACAGAUUUCUUCAUAAUGUCAUUUUCACCCAUUUAUUUCCAUGUCUGGCCUAAUCCCAAGCCUGCUGGCAUAACCAAUGUUUCUUUCUAACUUCUGUUGUGUCUCCAUAAUGCUACACUUGUGUGUCCCUGCCAGACUCCUCAUGUCUUCUUGUCUUUGUUUAAAUGUGGGCUUAACUGGAUCACAAAAAUUGGGCAUUACUGGCAUGAACACUUCAGGAAAUCGGAUUUGGAAGGGAGGCCAAAGUUUGCUCUCACAUACAUCUCAUGAAGACUUGUUGACACUCAAAGGGGGGAUCUAGAAUAUCUGUUGGUGAAAAAUGUUCACCUUUUUCAUUAAAUGUGCUGCCAGAUUCAGUGAUGUCAAAUGCUGCACAGUGCAUUUAGAAAAACAAAACCUUGCCCAUGAUUUAAGGGAUAAAAUAGGGUGGAACUGAACCUGCACAAGAACUAGCAAAUCACAGGGAGUUUCCCUAAGAAACAAGGUCUGCAAGGAACAAACCUCUUACAAUGGCUUACUGAAAAAGAUGUAUGAAAACGACAAAUAUUGGAGCUUUAAUAAUUUUUUAUUAUCUUAAAAGUGUAAACAUCUUUUCUGGUGAUUGAAACUAAGUUUAUUUCAAAUUAAAGUCCUGUGCUCAGUGACAGGAAAAUCAGGUCCUCUGACAGUUGAAUGCAAAGUAUAAAGGGGACAUCCAUACAUGCCCAGCAGGAUUGGCAGUUUCCAGUGUGGGAUGGGUUUAGUUUAUGACUUUCCCAACAUUUUCUAGGUUUAGAUGUGCAAACAUUUGUGCACACACACAUAAAUACGGAUACAGUCUUAAGAAAACUCCUUUGGUGGUAUCUUCUUUCCCCUCUGUUCACAGUGACAGCAUAAACCAUGUUAUUCAUUUUAUUAAUUUGCCUUGGGGUUAAUAGUUGCAAAAUAUCUCUAAAAGAGUAAGUUACUUGAAACCUCUUCUAAAAUCAUUUUGAGCAAGUGAUUUUUUUUCUGCUGAAAAGAUUACAAAAAGUUGUUCUCUCUCAUGCUUUCCGUGUAGUAUCUAUUACAGAGAACCAUCUGCUUUUCCUUUGAGCUGACUUUUCAGCAGGAUUCAUCCACACAGUGGGCCAAUCUCUACCCCAUGAUCACAAGACUGGGGCUUUUGUUUCUCCUUUUUGAACAAAUUCUUACACUCAAGAGCAGAUAAACAAAACAAAAAAUGUCUGUGGAGGAUGUUUUGUAAUUUGUUGCACCUCUGGGAGUAUCUCAGACAGUACAUACUCUAGAGGUGGCUCAUUUCUGAGAGUUCCUAGUAGCCACUGAGCUGAUUUGGUACUUUCCAACACUGUCUUCAUCCAACUAGUGACAGUCUGAAAGAUCCAGUGUUUGGGAGCAGCUGUAGAAAUACUCAUUUUAGAAUAUGUUGAGACUAUAUCUGCCUGUAAAGAAAAAUAACCUUUGUUUCUGACUUGUUUACUUAAACUUCAAGAAGUAGAAAAUGUGCUACAUUAAUGUUUCUGUCCCUAGAAAAUGAAGAAGCAGAUUAAUUAUUUUUAUUUAAUUUUUUGUUUUAAUUCCCACAGUAAACAUUUUCUGAUUCAUCUCUUUGCCUUUCUUAAAUAAACCGAUAUUAUACAGUAGAAUUUGAA
Camarhynchus parvulus is the source of this 13369-nucleotide messenger RNA. It is a transcript of the gene TUB, whose product is annotated as TUB bipartite transcription factor. Gene Ontology annotation, biological process: protein localization to cilium. The transcript is spliced from 13 exons. The record is from RefSeq and is a predicted model, not a curated record. Lineage: Eukaryota; Metazoa; Chordata; Aves; Passeriformes; Thraupidae. The coding region runs from base 37 to 1632 and encodes 531 amino acids. Gene Ontology annotation, cellular component: cilium.